Molecule: messenger RNA, 807 nt
Organism: Cooperia oncophora
Lineage: Eukaryota; Metazoa; Nematoda; Chromadorea; Rhabditida; Trichostrongylidae
Source: the annotation of a GenBank genome assembly
AUGACCGUCAACUACAAUCUUUGUGUGGCUACAUCUCAUCCCUGGACUCUCUUACGUAUUCUUCUUCGUUGGCGUGGAAGCCUUUGGAAGGCGGUGGGAAUUCAGGCGGCUAUUUGGUCGAUACUUUUCUGUCUCAUUCAUAUCGCCCAGCGCGAUUUCAAAACGUUGCUCGAGUACUGGAUCAGCACAUUAAAGACAUUCCACUUGAUUUUAUGCUCGGAUUUUUUCGUCACUGUGAUCGUAACGAGAUGGUCAACACUAUUUAACAACAUCGGUCUCAUAGAAAACCUUGCCCACACCAUUUCUGCAUGUGUUCGGGGCUCGGAUGACAAGACCAGAACACGGCGGAGAAAUAUAAUCAGGUAUUCUGUUGUCGCACAGCUGCUCGCCUUCCGCGAUAUUUCCGUUCAAGUUCGAAAACGGUUUCCAACCAUGGAUACGGUUGUCGCUUCUGGAUUUUUGAUGAGUCACGAGCUAAAAGAACUCGAAGGACUCAACAGUGCAGCAGCGAAUAUGGGAAAGCACGGCUGUCUUUAUGGGAAGACUUGGAUCCCAAUCGAAUGGGCCAUCACCCUGCUGAAGAAAGCCAGAUAUGAAGACGAAACUAUUUCAAGUGAUAUCUUGCUCUCGAAGUGUUUAGAGGAAAUCCGACGAUUCCGCACGAAUUUGCUUACUCUUACUAACUACGACUGGGUGCCGCUUCCAAUUAUGUACCCUCAACUCGUCACUCUGGCAGUGCAUCUCUUCUUCUUCAUCGCCCUCUUUUCGCGCGCCAGUUCUCCCCUUCUGGAGAUCCAAUCACGGUGA